AGUAGCAAUGAUCUUUAUAUUAUGCAAACUCAUUUAUGAAUUAUGAAUUUUCCAAGUAGAAUAUUAAAUGAUUAUUGGAAAAUGCAAUCUAAGAUUGAUACAUGUAUAUAAAAUGCAUGCGUAUUAUUGUGAAGCUCAUUUAGACCAUUGUCAAAAAUAGAAAUAAGUUUUUCUAAUAUUAGAGAUAUUGUAUACAUCAUUGAGAAAGAAAGAAAAAUAAUACUAGGGAUAAAUUAGGGAAACUGUAUACAUCAUUCAUGGUAUUAGAAAUUUACUUUUUUGCUAUUGCCUAAAUAUUAUUUGAUAGUCAUCAAUUUGAUAUGCUUUUGUUUAUAAUGAUGCAAAUGUGUCACUGACUUCAUUUCAUAAUUUAGUUUAUUAUUCUUUACUUUUAUGUAUUACUAUUUGUAUAUUAUGUUAUAGUUAUGCAUUUGACAUGUUAUAGUAUUCUUUUCACAUUUAUUUGAUUAUAUACAUUUAGUUAAUAAUACGUGUGUGCAUAAAAAAAUAUAGUGAAUUUAUUGAAGUUGCAAUUAAAAUGAUGUUAGAUACUUAAACUCUAUAUUAAAUAACAUGAAAGAUUGAUACACAGUGAAUUGGCAAAUUUAAUAUGUGAUUUAUAGAAUACGAAUAGUUUGUAUUGCAAUUUUAUAAAAUUCAUCGCGUUAAUAGAAUGAAAAAGAAACAUUUUUGUUUCCAUUAAUUUUUUCUUUUCUAUUAUGCAAUAAAUUUAAUUUAAUUUUCAACAAGCUUUACAGUAUUAAUUAAACAAAAGGAGAAAGAUAAAUAUAGUAAAUGGUCUACUUUUUUUCUUUUUUUUUUUUUACAUCUUUCUAUAUUUACAAAUUGUCUGUUUAGAUGUUUGGUAAAUCACUUGAUUUACUAAAUCAUAAAUAGAUCAAUUAUCUAGCAAUUUUAUGUCAUAUAGAUCGCAUUUUCUAAUAUAUAGACGAAGAUAACGACUGAUUUAAUUUGGAUUUCAAAAAAACAUGUAAAUUUUUUUUUUUUUUUUUUUAUAUAUAUAUUUUUAAAUUCUUUUUAAUUUUUCUUUAAUUUUAAUACUAUUUGGUAAUUAUUAUAGUGUAUAUGAUUUUUAUUAUCACAAAAAUUUGUUUUUGUUAGUAUUUGUUUGUAAUAAAGGUAUGAUAUAUAUUAGAGAUAGUUUUUUUCAACUAAAAAGAAACAAUAUAAAUUUAUUUAAUAGCAAAUAAUUGCAUAUUUCAACAUUGUACGACAGGUUUAAUAGAUUACGAUUAUUAUUAAUAUUUGGAUCACAUGUGGUUUAAUAACAAAAAUUCCCUUUUAUAACGCCAAAAGAAACAUACAAUAGAAAUUUGUUUCCAAAGAUUGUAUUGGUCACGCACUAAUGUUUUUUCUAUAGCACUACAUGAUGUGUUCAGGAACUUAAAAUUGUAUAGUAUGUAUAGGGCUUCCAAAAAAAGAAUACUCUAAAUGUUAGAGUAGCAGAGUGAAGGAGAAAAGAGCGAAAAAAAAUUUUCUAUAUAUUUUUUACAUAUAAGAGUAUUUCAGAUAACUAAAUUUUUGAGGUCUUCAUAAAAAAAAUAUGGUACAUAUAUACUAUAUUUUUGCAUAUAUAUUUUAUUAUAUACAGAUUAUUAUAUCAAAAUAAUAUGAAACGAUGAACUGCCCCCGAAUUAUACAUAUAAACAUAAAAUAAUUUAUAGAUUUUUCUUAUAAAUUGUUUUAUGCACUAUGUGAAAAGAUACAGUGAAAUGUAAGUGCCUUAAUUGAGAAUUUCUUAGUAAAAUGUAAUCAUAGGUUUGAAAAUAUAAUGAAUACAAUGUAACAAAGUGAUAUCUAAUAAUAACAUUCAAAUUUGGAAUGAUAUUUUGAUUAAUAUUGUUAUUAAGGAAAAAGAAAACAAUAGAUUAUUAAUGCUUCUUAAACAAAAAUGAAGAAGCUGCUGCUUCAUGUAAUAUGAUAUCAUUUUUCACUUAUAAGAUACAUGCGUGUGUAUAUAUCAUUAUAUAUAUAUAUAUAUAUAUAUAUAUAUAUAUAUAUAUAUGUGCGCACGCACGCACACACACACACACACACACAUACAGAAUACUUCUCCGAAACUAUUUCAGUGAUAAGAAAAAAUUUCUAUUUUAUAAAAUGUUUAUGCAACUUGAAAUAUUUUUUUGAGAAAAGAGAAUAUUGUACUUUUGGCCAAUAUAAAAAAUUAUUGGCAUGGACAUUAAUGAGAAUAUGUUAAUGAUGCUAAGUAAAUAGGAAAUAGUGAUUUUUUUUUGACAAUCAACAUGUUUUUCGAUUCCAUGGCUGUCUUAAUAAAGAUAUAAUAUUUUGGGGUCUAAUAUUUGUUUAUUUCUUAUAUGCCUAUUAAUUAUUUAUGGAAGAAGAUAAUAUUUCAAAUGAAAUAAUAAUUUAUUCAAAUUCUACAAAUCAAAUUCAUCAUAUGAGAUUAUUCAACAAAAUGAUGGAUUACCACAAAUAGUAUGUGUACGAUGCUUAGGAACUUUGGAAUUUCUAUGUGAUUUUUAUGACCUUUGUCAUCAUACUCAAAAAAAGCUGUUAACUAAUCAAAUUAAAAUUGUAAAAGAUGUAAUCAAUGUAGUUCACAUGGAAAACGAUGCCGAAUCUGAUAAAGAAAAUGCUUUUCCUUCUCCUAGAAAAUAUCAUCAAUCAAGUAGUUAUAAAAAUCGUUCAAAAAGUGAAUUAGAUCAAUCCAAUGUUUGUUCAGUUGAAAAUUCAAACAGUUUUGUUACUGUCAAACAAUCAAAUAUAAAGGAAGUAAAUGAAUUAAACGAUAAAAGAAAUUGCAGUAACGUUACAAAAUCGGAGAAAAGUUUUUCUUCAAACGAAAAGCCAUUGAUCAAACUUUCUCAAAAAUCUUCAACAAAUGUUAAAAUAGAUAAAAGUAUAAUAAGUAAUCAGUGUGAAAAAGAAAAUAGAAUGAGAAAAGUAACAUUAAGAAAAACAAGAAGUGCAAGUAAUCAGAUUAAUUCUUCCUUGAUCAAAAAAACAAGACGUAAAAGUUAUAUUGAUAAAUCUUUAAGUGAUUCCCUUAAUCUUAAAAGACUCAACAAUGUAAAGUCAAGAGUAAUACCAUCUCAUGACGAUACAAAUACAACCAAAGCUGAUAUUCCGUCCAUGUCUAACACUAAAGAGUCUUCCAAAGAAUCCUGUAUUAGUGAAAAUCAAUCUAUUAUUCAUUCAAACAAAAUAGAAGUAUUAUGCAAUAAAAACCAUGAUAAUAAUAAAGACAGUAUGGAUAAUAACAAUAUGCACGAAGAGAACAAAAAUAAUUUAUCUAAAAAAGUGAAAUGCCAUUCAAGUAAAAGUAAUAUGACUGAAAUAAAAAAAGAAAAUUCUGAUGAUGUUAUACCACAUAAAAUACAAGUUUUACAAUCAAAUCAAUUUGUGUGGGCUUCUAAUGAUACAUUAUUACAGGAACCAUAUAAGCCAAAAUCUGAGAAAGAUGAAAUUGUAUUGAAUACAAGUCCUCCACCUGGAGAUGAAGCAGAAUCAAGUCAACAAAUUAACGCAAAUUCGAUAGUGAAUCAUAUUCACAUAUCCAAAGCUGCUUCGAUUUCUAAAUCCAUAAGAAAUAGUAAAUGUCCUACAGAACAAAUGCAAACACAAGUUUCAAACUCUUCAUUAGAAGUACCUAAUGAAGUACAAUUACAAAGAGAAAAAAUACAACAUAAUUCUGAAAAAAAUAUAUCUUCAGAAACAUCUCAACAAUUAGAGCCUAAGAAUAAUUUAAAUGAACGGUACAGAAAAAAUGGAAAAUUUGGGAAAAUUUCUGAAUUAAUAAGCGACGAGCAGAAAAUAGAAAUUGAGAAAUACUAUAAAGUAGAUAUGUCAGUUGUUGAUUCUAACAUUGUUGAACAAAAUCUAACAGUUACUGAUAAAAGAACUAUUCAGUGUAAUAUUUGUGGAUUAAUGUAUCCUAGAUUGGACAAAUGUCAGGUUCAUAUUUGGGCUCAUUUAAAAAUGAGACCCUAUAAAUGUACGGCUUGUGAUUUUUCAACAGUAACUAUAAGCAAUGUACGUUGCCAUAUUAGAAAACGUCAUUUAAAAAUAAAACCGUUUGCGUGUCAUCUCUGCGAAAAACGAUAUGUCACUGCAGUCCUUUUGGAAGAACAUUUAAAUACUCAUACAGGUGCCCGACCAUUCAAAUGUAAGAUUUGUGAUUUUGCUAGUUGUAGUCGUCAAGUAUUGAGUUACCAUAACACGACACAUAAACCAGUAAAGGAUAUACAUUGCAAUGUUUGUGGAAAAGAAUUUUAUUCAAGAGGGAGAAUGCGAGCUCAUAUGCUUAUUCAUAACAAAGAUAAAGUUGUGAUGUGUAAGCUUUGCUCUGCUUAUUUAUCUAAUGAAACAGCAUUAGAACAGCAUAUGAAAAAUAUUCAUACACGUGAUUAUACAUGCAAUAUUUGUGGAAAAGUUCUAAAAUCCAGAAAAACAUUGCUAAAUCAUAAAAAUGUCCAUGCAGCUGCUAAAUAUAAAUGUGAUUUAUGUCCUAAUGUAUAUAAAAGCAGUCAUAUAUUAAAAGAACAUCUUUUAAAACAUGAAGGCAUUAGAAAGUAUAAAUGUAACAAUUGUGAAAAAUCUUUUGCUCAACAAUCGCAUCUUGCUGCACAUAUGGCAGUACAUAGUGAAAUAAGAUUCCAUUGUCCUGGUUGUAACAAGGCUUUCAAUCGUCGGGAUAAUAUGAAAAUACAUACCAAACGUUGUAAAAGCUUUUUAGCCAAUCCUGAAUUAAAAAAUCUUUUAAAGAACAAAGGAAGGACUAAAUAUAUUAGAAAGACUAAUGAUUACGAUACUCUUAACACAUCUAUGAAUACAGAUAAGAAGAGUAAUGGAUCAUUAAUUUCGAAAUCUGAAGAGACUGCCAAUAAUGUGAUAUCCAAAGAUAUUAAUAAAGAAAAAGAUAGUAAUAAUCAACAGAACAUUAGUCAAUAUGUAUAUAAUGAAAAUGUACAAAAUAAUGAUACAAUCAAAAGUUUGGAAAAAAUGAUCGAAUUACCUGGAUCAUCGACUGAAGAUUUAUAUAUUUUACAAGAAAACAGUACUGUGAUUCAAAAUGUGCUGAGAUCGGAUUGUUUUUAAUAUAUAUAUUUUUUUUUUUUUUUAAAUAAUAAUUUUCCAGAAAAUGUGUCUGUUUAUGUAAUAAUUAUUUUAUAAGAUAUUAUAAUAAGGUAUUAAUAUAAUUAUUAAUAAGUACAAAUGAGAAACGCGAGACUGUAUGUAUGUGUGGUUGCGCGCGCGUGUGUGAAACUAAAAUAAUAUUCUAAAGAGAAAAUACAUUGAGUUUUCUUUGUUAUUACAAAGUAAAUAAAAUAAUCAAAAAUAGUAAAAACCAUUUUUAUAAAAGAAGAAAUAUGUUAUAUACAUAUUUUCUUUUUUGCAGUAUUAUAAUAUAGUUUCACAUUAUUUUUAAUUAUUAUUAUAUAUCAAUAUUGUAUAUUUCUAUAGUCAUAUUUUUGCAUGUUUUAUUAUAAACGGAGUAUUAUUAUGCAAAAUGUUUAUGUGGGAGCAAGCAUUUCCAUUUUAUACAAGUAGACAUUCAUAACCUAAAGACCCAAUUUUUUUCACGAAUCCUAUACAUAUAUUAUACAUAAAAAAAGAAUAUUUAACUUAAUUUUUCAUGUCUGUAUGUGUGCGUGCGUGUGUGUAUAUAAACAACAUAACUUCUUUAUACAAAUGCCACACUGAGAGUUCACAGCUUUGACAAGAACUAUUUUAUGAAAAAAACCAAAGAAAAUUCUUUGAUAUAUUACAUGGAAUACAAUAAUUUGUCACAAGCUGUUAACAAAGAGCGCACUUACGCUUAUUAGAAAUGCAACAUGAUAAGACUGAUUUAUACUGAUUUGUAAAUGAAUUUGUAAGAAAAUAUGAAGUUCCUAUGUAAACUAUUAAACUUGAAGAAGAAUAAUAGAAUAAUAUAAUAGUGCUAAUAAACAGUGAAUAAGUAAACAAUGUUAUAUUAAUACAUUGAUCGAAUAGAUUAUUGUAACGUGUGUUUGUAUAUUGUGUUAUAUACACGUGUGUGUGUGUGUGUGUGUGUGUGCAUACGUAUAUGUAUACCAUAUAUAUACCUCUUACUAUUAUUUCCGAGUAUCGAUUAUAUGCAACGAUUAUAAUUAUUUUAUUACCGAAAAAAAGAGAAUUUAAUAAACACAUUUAAUCUUA
This is a messenger RNA of Vespula vulgaris, 6162 nucleotides long. Its product is annotated as zinc finger protein 37-like. Gene Ontology annotation, molecular function: zinc ion binding; DNA-binding transcription factor activity, RNA polymerase II-specific; RNA polymerase II transcription regulatory region sequence-specific DNA binding. The record is from RefSeq and is a predicted model, not a curated record. The transcript has 7 exons. Lineage: Eukaryota; Metazoa; Arthropoda; Insecta; Hymenoptera; Vespidae. The coding region runs from base 2584 to 5079 and encodes 831 amino acids. Gene Ontology annotation, biological process: regulation of transcription by RNA polymerase II. Gene Ontology annotation, cellular component: nucleus.